GUGGUGGCUCGGCCAAGGGGCACACCGAGCUGAAUAAAGCGAAGACCGAGGACAUCGAAGCCUGGCUGGCUGCUCCGGAGGUCUGCGAUGCCCACCUGAUGUUCCCUGUAGACAUCCAACGUCAGGCAUGGAGCCUAGCUGCAGCCCCUGAGGAGUACCUUCGCUUUCGGGGGGCGGAGCAGGACAAACGCAGUACACGAGAACUGUGCCAGUCCCUCCAGCUGCUUUCGAUCUCGGCGUGGCAAGGAGCCCGGCGCUCAGCGCUGUCUUGUCGCCACGAGGAUAUCAGUUGCUUGAAGCCCCGACGGGAGAAUGCCAUGCGUGUGCUGUCGCGGCAGUGGAAGGAGACAUCCAGGCGGGCUGCCGGCGCAGCUACCGCAUCUGUCGAGAUCUCCUUCGCUGGGAACGAGACUCCCACUCUCCUCCAGGCUUUAGCAUCUUCGGGGCAGCUGGCUCUUUCCCAGGCGAUGGGUGCAUCCCCGGAGGAGCUCCAAGCCCUGGCGUCUGAAGGCGGGGCGGAUGAAGCCCUGUCUCGCCUGGCCAUGGAGCUCGGGCGCCUGGCCCGGCAGGUCAUGGAGCAUUCGCGGACCAUCUGGGGGCUGAAGCAGCUAGCUCUGGAGCUCUCCGAUGUUUAUCCCAACAUCCAGAGCCAGCUGCCUACAUAUCGUUUUCAGACGCGCUUCUACGGCAGGCAUUUCGACGUGCUCGAACGCCUGCUGGAUGGCCUGGAGAAGCAGAAAGGUCAGCCUGAUGUCGAGAUUCGCAUGGCCGAGUUGGGUGUCGCGUGUGGGCCCAUGGGCCUCCAUCUGCUCGCGCGUUUCCCACAACUCCGCUACUUCGGCGCUGACCCGACGAUCAAGGACGAGGUCAGGGAGGCAUACUC
This is a messenger RNA of Symbiodinium sp. CCMP2456, 883 nucleotides long. The record is from the annotation of a GenBank genome assembly. Lineage: Eukaryota; Dinophyceae; Suessiales; Symbiodiniaceae.